Messenger RNA from Cooperia oncophora, 1938 nucleotides. The record is from the annotation of a GenBank genome assembly. NCBI's taxonomy places the organism in Eukaryota, Metazoa, Nematoda, Chromadorea, Rhabditida, Trichostrongylidae.
AUGUCGGAUUCGGAUAGCGCAAGUGAUGACAAUGAGAACAAGAAUGGUAACGCUUCUCCGGAGAAGAGCCAAUUGAGCGAUGGACUCACAGUCGGGUUAGUUACAGUGUCUGGCCCCGAUGCUACGCCAACCUCUUUGACCGUCCCUCUUGCGCUGGCUCCCGAGCAAUAUUCUUUAGCCAUAGUUCAUGAAGUGUAUCAUUUUCCAUCUGUCAGGAAUUCUUCGAGUGGUGAUUCCGAUUCCACUCCCUCACAUCGAUCUCAUCCCGACGAGACCUCACAAAAUGCUCUCAGCGAAAAAGGCUCUGACAAAAGUGACUCUGAGCGGUCUUCCGCAUCUCCUCGGAAGGACAAGAACAAUGUGGUCAGUGGCUCUGAAAAGAGUGAUUCUGAACGAAAGGACACGAAGAAUGUGAAUAGCGGCUCUGAAAAGAGUGAUUCUGAACGGUCUUCUGCAUCUCCUCGGAAGGACAAGAAGAAGUUGGCCAGCGGCUCCGAAAAGAGUGAAUCUGAACGAUCUUCUGCAUCUCCUCGGAAAGACAAAAAGAAUUUGGCUAGCGGCUCUGAAAAGAGUGACUCUGAGCGGUCUUCCGCAUCCCCUCCGAAGAACAAAAAGAAAUUGGUUAGCGGCUCAGAAAAGAGUGAUUCUGAACGGUCAUCUGCAUCACCUCGGAAAGUGAAGAAGAGUUUAAUUAGCGACAGUUCAGAGGAUGAGGCGGGAAGUGGCAAGAAGUCGCCAACGUCUGCAGCUCGUAUUUUUGGAGAUGAUUUGUCUUCAGACUCAGAUGAUGAGAGAGGAGAUGCAGUCAAAAAGAAAAGGGCAGCUACAGAUUCUGAUGGAAAUAAGUCAGAUGCGAGUAGGAAAAGUGACGAGAGCAUUCAUGGUAUUCGAAUGUAUCCCGAACAAGAAGAACAACCCGAGAAGCAACUACCACCAACUAUUGUUGACAUAACUGUGAGCAAAGUGAAUUGUGAUUUCGGUGAUGGGAUCCAGUUCAUGAAGAUUCCGAACUUCUUCUCUGUUGCGCAAAAACCCUUUGAUCCGGAGACUUACGAAGAAGAUGAAGAUGACGAUCACAUAGACGAUGAGGGACGUAACCGUCUAAAGUUGAAAAUAACUGUGAGCAAAGUGAAUUGUGAUUUCGGUGAUGGGAUCCAGUUCAUGAAGAUUCCGAACUUCUUCUCUGUUGCGCAAAAACCCUUUGAUCCGGAGACUUACGAAGAAGAUGAAGAUGACGAUCACAUAGACGAUGAGGGACGUAACCGUCUAAAGUUGAAAGCGGAAAACACCAUUCGAUGGAGGUUCGCCCAGGAUGCAGAUGGUAAUGUUAUAAAAGAAAGUAAUACGCGAAUUGUGAGAUGGAGCGACGGGACCAUGUCCAUGGUUAUUGGUAAAGAAGUGUUUGAUGUUGAAUCAGUACCCAUACAUGGCAACAUGCAACAUUUGUUCGUGCGGCAGGGAGCUGGCCUUGUUGCACAAAAGAUUUUUGAUAGAAAACUCAUUUUCCGACCGCACUCCACUGAUAGUGAUACGCACAGAAAGGUCACAAUGAAUAUGGCGGAAAGAACACGGAAAAGUGGUCAAGUACGAAUGGUCGCUGACGUGGGGCUGAAUCCAGAGCAGGCGCGCAGGGAAGCAGUUCGUCGUGAGGAAGAAGCUCUCAGGGCAGCACUUCGUAGAGAAACCCAGCAACGGCGAACGAGGGAUCGCCAUCGUCCUAAUGCCGGCUUUGCAGAUGACGACGAAGGCGAAGGAAUCCCACGUGGUCGGGGUCGAGGUGCAGAAGCGCCGUUGAUUGGGGCAAGUGAUUCUGAAGAGAGCGAUACUGGUCGACAGGGCACUGUUAACAAAGAUACGGAAGAUUCCGAUGAGGAGUUCCGAAAGAAGAAACAGCAACAAAAGAAGAAAAUCGUUACUAGUGACGAAGAAAGUGACUAG